Molecule: messenger RNA, 1242 nt
Organism: Closterium sp. Yama58-4
Lineage: Eukaryota; Viridiplantae; Streptophyta; Zygnematophyceae; Desmidiales; Closteriaceae
Source: the annotation of a GenBank genome assembly
AUGAGCGGACAACCGGGUAGUGCGGGCGGAGGGGGGACGGGCGGGGGAGGUAUGGGCGGAGGCAGCAUGGGCGGAGGAACCAUGGGUGGGGGAGGCAUGGGCGGAGGAGGCAUGGGCGGCGGAAGCAUGGGCGGAGGGGGAAUGGGCGGGGGAGGUAUGGGCGGAGGCGGCAUGGGUGGAGGAAGCUUGGGCGGAGGAAACAUGGGCGCGGGAGGCAUGGGCGGAGGGGGAAUGGGCGGGGGAGGUAUGGGCGGAGGCAGCAUGGGCGGAGGAAACAUGGGCGGGGGAGGCAUGGGCGGAGGAGGCAUGGGCAGAGGAAGCAUGGGCGGAGGGGGAAUGGGCGGGGGAGGUAUGGGCGGAGGCGGCAUGGGUGGAGGAAGCUUGGGCGGAGGAAGCAUGAGUGGAGGAAGCAUGAGCGGAGGAAGCAUGAGCGGAGGGGGGAUGGGCGGAGGAGGCAUGGGCGGCGGAGGCAUGGGCGGCGGAGGAGGCAUGGGCGGCGGAGGCAUGGGCUUCGGAGGAGGCAUGGGGGGUGGCAGUGGGUCAUCGGGUGGGAGUGCGGUGAUGUCAAGCAACGGGUGUCCGGGGUACGCAUGGCGGGUGAAGGCCACGCUGUACGCUACCCUGCAGCAGGCGCUCUCUUUCGCCGUGCCACUCGCCCCCAUGCUCGCCUCAUCCGCCACUCCCGUCGCCCUCAACGGUGUCUGCAAGAUGGGGCCCAUCGGCUUCGCGCUCAACGGCGUACCCUUCUACAGUGCGUGUGACGCCCUGGGGCGGGACGCGCUGCAGUACGAGGGGUCCACGUUUGACGCGUGUGGGGGGCACCCCACGCCUUCUGGCCAGUACCACUACCACGUUGCUCCUGGCGUCGCCAACCCCUCUGCCAUCUCCUCAUCUCGCUCCACCGACUUCAACCUCUGCAACGCGUCGUUCUGGCAGGACACCCCGGGGCAGCACUCGCCGCUGCUGGGCUUCCUGGCGGACGGCAUUCCGCUGUUCGGCCCGCGCGGAGAGGGGGGAGCGCUGCCGGCAGGGGUGGACGAGUGUGGGGGGCACGUGGGCGACGGCAGUGGGGGCGAGCCGGCGUUCUACCACUACCACGCCAGCACCACCGCGCCCUACACCGUCGCCUGCCUCAGGGGUUGCGUCUCCGCGUCCGACUGGGGCAACCUCGGCUCCGCCUCCUGCAGCAAGGCCUCCAAGCAAUACGACUACUCAUCGUUGGCAGCAAUGCAGGCAGCAUGA